AUGUUGUCUAGCCGGAUUUUGAGCAGGUCUUUUUUUGCGUCUGCUGUUAACCUUCAAGCUAAGUUAACAGAUGUGCUUAUUGUUGGCGGUGGUCCUGCCGGGUUGACAUUGGCUGCUGCUAUCAAACAAUCUCCCCACUUAUCGGAUCUAUCAACUGUAUUGGUCGAUGCAGGUGAUUUGAAGGAAAAAAUAGGCGGUUUCUACCAUGAUCCACCAGACAAUUUCACCAAUAGAGUGAUCAGUUUAACACCCCAAUCUAAGCACUUCUUAGAGAAUACUGUUGGGGUAUCGUUGAUGGAAGAGAGAAUUCAGCCCUUUGAUGGUCUAUACGUUACAGAUGGAUGCUCUAAUGGUACUUUAGAGAUGGAACGGGAUUCAAUGGGGUUUAUGGUUGAAAUCUUGAACAUUCAAAGUUCGUUGUUGGCGAAACUACGUUCAAGUAAUGCACCAAAUUUGGAUCUUAUUGACAAAACAAAAGUCCAAAGUAUUGAAUAUGAAGAUCCCGAAGAUACUAAAUCAUGGCCGGUGGUGACCCUAGACAGUGGGGAACAAUAUAAGACACGCUUGUUGAUAGGUGCCGAUGGAUUCAACAGUCCAGUUCGGAAAUUUUCUGGGAUUGAGUCAAGAGGCUGGUUUUACGAGAGAUUCGGAGUCGUAGCUACCUUGAAACUAGAAUAUCCUCCGUUCAAAAUUAGAGGAUGGCAAAGAUUCUUACCAACUGGACCAGUGGCUCAUCUUCCAUUACCAGGUACGAACUCUACGUUAGUUUGGAGUACCACUGAACCAUUAUCAAGAUUGUUAUUAUCUUUGGAUGACGACGUAUUUGUGGCCUUGGUCAACGCAGCGUUCAUCUUGGAGGACGUUGAUCUCGAAUAUUACUAUAAGUCCUUACAGGAGGGAACUAUUACGGGCGAAGAAUUGAUUCAAGAUGUUGACUUCAGAAUCAAUGAGAAAUUUAAUUCAUUCAAAGACGACUCUGUCAUCGACGAAAAAUACCCCCCUAAGGUGAUUGACAUCUUGGAUAAAUCAAGAGGGAGAUUCCCACUAAAACUCUCUCAUGCUGACACAUAUGUCGCUGAAAGAAUUGCCCUUGUUGGCGAUGCAGCACAUACGACACAUCCAUUGGCAGGUCAAGGCUUGAAUAUGGGGCAAGGUGAUGUGGAGUCUCUCAUUAAAGCAUUGGAAAAGGCUAGACAAAGAGGAUUAGACAUUGGUUCUCUGUUGGCUUUAGAACCGUACUGGGCAGACCGCUAUCCUACCAACAACAUGUUACUAGGUGUGGUAGACAAGCUACAUAAGCUAUACUCUACAGAUUUCGGUCCUCUAGUUUCCUUGAGAACGUUUGGCUUAAAUUUAGUCAACAGCUUACAACCUUUGAAAGAUCUGAUGGUAGGAAAAGUUAGCGGACCAAGUAAAUAG
Messenger RNA from Kluyveromyces lactis, 1419 nucleotides. It is a transcript of the gene COQ6, whose product is annotated as putative N,N-dimethylaniline monooxygenase COQ6. The record is from RefSeq and is a predicted model, not a curated record. NCBI's taxonomy places the organism in Eukaryota, Fungi, Ascomycota, Saccharomycetes, Saccharomycetales, Saccharomycetaceae. Gene Ontology annotation, biological process: ubiquinone biosynthetic process. Gene Ontology annotation, molecular function: 2-octaprenyl-6-methoxyphenol hydroxylase activity; FAD binding; oxidoreductase activity, acting on paired donors, with incorporation or reduction of molecular oxygen, NAD(P)H as one donor, and incorporation of one atom of oxygen. The transcript has a single exon. Gene Ontology annotation, cellular component: mitochondrion. Bases 1 to 1419 code for a protein of 472 amino acids.